AUGACUGUCGUUCACAUUGUGUUAUUCAAGUUCCGUUCCGAUGUGACGGAUGAACACAAAGCAACGUUUGUGAGGGAGCUCAAGACGCUCAAGACACUUCCCUGUGUGAAAGCACAGCGUCUUGUUGUCGGUGGUCCCUCCAUUACCGACCCGAUAGAGCGAAGCAAAGGCUAUCACUUCGCGCUUUUGAGCUUCCAUGAGGACCGCAAGGCACUUGAAGGGUACCAGGCUAGUGCUGAACACCACAGAGUGACCAGCACCUACCUCUGGCCCUUCAAAGAGGAUGUCACAAGAUUUGAUUUCGAAGUUGAGCAAGAAGAUGAACACAUGUGGGACUUUGUGGCGAAGGGAAUCGUGAAUGGCGCUGUGUAG
Molecule: messenger RNA, 372 nt
Organism: Colletotrichum chrysophilum
Lineage: Eukaryota; Fungi; Ascomycota; Sordariomycetes; Glomerellales; Glomerellaceae
Exons: 3
Coding region: 1-372 (123 amino acids)
Source: RefSeq, a predicted model, not a curated record